AGUGGUGACAGUUAUAAGUAUUGGCUGUGGCCGCAUGAAGCUGACGACAGUGCUGAGUAACUUGGAAAAUAUAGUGGUGAAGUUAAGUUACAGUAAAUAUAAGUUCUGAAGUGAAAAGUACUAUGAAUUCGACUCGGAAAUCAAGAACCAGUGAUCAACCGAACGACGAUUAUUAUAAUUUAAAAAAACAAACAAAUUUGCCGCCUGCGCCGAACAAUAAACAAACAGUAGCGCCAGUACCACCGACACCGCCAAUGGAGCCGAUGCGUUUACGUAGUGACUCCACAGCUACAAGUGUUUAUGUAAUCGGUGGCAACAAUGUACAUGCUAGUAAUCCACCAACUAUGGAACGCAAACAGCUGAAUCGACAGUCAUGGAUAAAUAUGCGUCAGAAAGUUGAAGAUGCCCUGCCUGUAACAUCCUCACCACAAACGACUCGCAGUUAUGUGUCUACAGUAGAUACUGGUUUUAAUGGUGGAGGAAGCGGUAGUGGCAGUGGCGGUGGAGGAGGUGGCAUAAAUAGUCGUGGUGGUACAGUUAGCGGACGUACUACAGCAGCUUCGGGGCGCAUUAGUGGUGCCACAACCAUAAGCGGCAGUAAUAAUACACUUAAUGAUAUAAUUUCCGACUAUCACAGCCAUGAAGCUGGCAGCAGUGAUUAUCAAUUUGCUGAAACUACAACCUCACCAACGAAAAAUUUAUCCGGCAGUGGCAGUUUUAAUUUGGCAAACGGAAGCACAGUAAAACUGCUAUCAACAAAUGACGAUGAAUCAAAUCAGCAGACGAAAUGUUCCGUAUUUCGAGGGCUUGUGCUGUGCAUUUGCCUAAAUAUUACUUACGCCAACAUAGUACGCUUCCCUAGGGAAUUGGAUAGAUACAGUUCAGCGUAUCUGAUACCAUAUGUUUUGUUAUUGUUUCUAGUCGGUCUUCCUAUUAUACUAUUGGAAGUAUCAGUUGGACAGUUUUUGGGACAAGGUGCGGCGCACACAUGGAGAGCAUCUCCUAUAUUUAAGGGCGCAUGCAUAAUAAGCCGCUUUGCAUCGUGGCUAUCAACAGUAUGGGUUUCAUUACAGGCAGUACUGGCAGUGGCCUACAUUGGCAUGUUUUUCGUCAGUUCGAUGCCAUUUAAGCAGUGCGGUGGCAAUGUUAAACUUGAAAUGGAUGGCUAUACUGUAGUUGGAAACAGUGGUCAGGAAUGUUUGCAAAAAACGUUUCUAACACCAUUUUGGGAGAAUCCGCUCUAUUUUGGCUUGUUAACCAUUGGUUUAAUAUUUAUUUGGUUUAUUGUGAUGCUGUGCACACAUAAUAGUAAAGUAUUGCGGCGCAGUCUUUUCUUCUUCGGCGUCAUUGGAUUUUUUAUGCUGUGCUGCUUGGCUGGUUGGGAAGUAAAUAAUUCAUUAAAUCGCUCUUACUUUCCGCAGUUGUGGCCCUUCGAUUCUACCUUACUGCUUGAGAGUAAUAUUUGGUUUAAUGCUUUGAUGCAAGUAUUAUUCUCCAUUAACUGUGGAUUCGGCGCUCUCCCAAUGCUUACUGGCAAGUUCUUGUACAAGGGCGAUGCGGUGCGCACAUCUAUAGUCUAUCUCUGUUUUAAUUUACUGGUCAAUGCUAUUGCCGUUACAUUAUUUAUGGUACAAUUUGAUCUAUCCGCAAACAGUGGCUCCAUUAUUGAUGAACUAAAGCCUUUAACAUCUAUCUAUGAUCGUGUACUCUACGAUAGACCAACCACUGAUAUCUUGGUAAAAUUAAUACCUUCACUCAUAUUUGGUUUAGUGCUGAUCGCUGCUUUGGUCUCGAUUACUGUGGCCAUUUAUACAUCGACACGUUUAGUGCCGCGUCAUCCUAACUAUGUUAUAUGUUUGGUUGCACUUGUUGUGUGCAUCAUAUCAUUAGCAGCACCGAGAUUUAUGAUUGCCAGAAUUCUUGAUACACGCAUAGUAGGCACAAUGGUUAUAACAGCUCUAAUAUUCGAACUAAUAGCAACCACUUGGAUUUAUGGCGCAAAGAAUAUAUAUACUGAUUUGGAAUUCUCUAUUGGUCGACCAAUUUUUAAGGGCUGGAUGGUGUUAUGGUGUAUUAGUCCUGCCAUAUUAACUGGUUUACUAGUUUGGUGGUGUUCAGAUGAUGAUCAAUAUGAUUUGCUAGCUGAAUAUAUGCCACGUUGGGCACCAAUACUGUUUGUAUUGGCUAUAAUAUUUUUCAUUGCGGGCAUACAGAUUUUCCGUCAAGUAGAGUAUAAUUUCUUUGGAAUGAUAUGUGAAGCUUCAAAAUCAGCUAAAGAAUGGGGACCUGCUGAUCCAUUAGCGAGACAUGCUUGGAAGCAGUGGCGUUCAGUUUGUCAAGAUACCGGACAACGUGAUUUUACAUUAAGACGUCGUGGCACACGUGAUUAUACACAUUCCAUCAAAAAAGGUCAGUACUCCUCGUCUAGUAAAUAUGUACCAGGCCAAAUAACACAGCCGAAUUGGAAAUCAUCUACACCAGGCAAUAGUUCACCGAACUACAGUGGCUCCAUGUUUGGAGAUUCGGCAAUUGAGGAAGAUAUUAGUGUUGAGAAAUUUCCGGGUAUUUCACAGCAAUUUGUGCCAUUUCAAGCCAAUGAUGGCAAGCCUUUGAGACUAUCACAUCGUCAACGUAUGCAGCAGUCACGUUCACAUAUGGGACAGCAACAACAUCGCUCACAGCCAGAAGAACUACAACAUGGUUCUGUAGAAAAUGUAGGAGAGAAACAUAGGGAAAUUGUUUAUAUUAGACGUAUGUCCGGAGAAGGACAACAUGCAACACGUAUUGAAAUAACACCAUCAAAUGAGAACAUAACAUACGCUAAUGGUGGCGUACGCAACCCACUUGGUCGAUCUAAUGGUUCAAUCGGUAACGGUCUGAGUCGUUCAUCUUCCAAUUCUAAUUGCAUGGAACAUAAUCGAAAUUCAGCUGUAAGCGUUGUCGGCCACAAAUUGCCACCGCAAACAGAAGUCAGCAGUGGAGAUCACAUUUGCUGGCGAAAAUUCUCUGUCAAUCCAGCAGAAUAUUCAACCGAAUUGUGAUUUAUUACAAUAUUUUUUUUUUUUUUGAAUGCGCCCAAAAUAUUAGUACGUAGAAAUACAAACAUACACAGGAAAAGACUUUUUGUACCCAAGAGAAAUUAAUUAAUAAAA
Messenger RNA from Teleopsis dalmanni, 3152 nucleotides. RefSeq names its product sodium- and chloride-dependent GABA transporter 1-like. The transcript is spliced from 6 exons. The record is from RefSeq and is a predicted model, not a curated record. Gene Ontology annotation, cellular component: membrane. Gene Ontology annotation, biological process: sodium ion transmembrane transport. The coding region runs from base 123 to 3041 and encodes 972 amino acids. NCBI's taxonomy places the organism in Eukaryota, Metazoa, Arthropoda, Insecta, Diptera, Diopsidae.